Penaeus indicus is the source of this 792-nucleotide messenger RNA. RefSeq lists its product as uncharacterized. Bases 27 to 719 code for a protein of 230 amino acids. The record is from RefSeq and is a predicted model, not a curated record. The transcript is spliced from 3 exons. NCBI's taxonomy places the organism in Eukaryota, Metazoa, Arthropoda, Malacostraca, Decapoda, Penaeidae.
UUGGUUCUCGAAGGCUACGAGGCGUCAUGAAGCUAGUUCUUGCCUUAGUGGUGGUGGCGGCGUGCCUGGCGACGGCCGCUCCUGGAGGAGGCUACGGGGGAGGAGUGUGCUGCGGAGGCGGUGGAGGUGGCGGCGGAGGCGGGAGAGGGCGCGGGCGAGGAAGGGGCGUUGGAGGAGGGAGGUUUUCCGUGGAUCUGGCGGGAGGACUUUCCAUUAAGGGAAGCGGAGCGGGAGGCCACGGAGGCUUUGGGGGAGGAAGUGGAGGUUUCGGAGGAGGAAGUGGAGGAUUUGGGGGAGGAAGUGGAGGUUUCGGAGGAGGAAGUGGAGGUUUCGGAGGAGGAAGUGGAGGUUUCGGAGGAGGGAGUGGAGGUUUCGGAGGAGGAAGUGGAGGUUUCGGAGGAGGAAGUGGAGGAUUUGGGGGAGGAAGUGGUGGCUUUGGAGGAAGUGGAGGUUUCGGCGGUGGAGGACUAGGAGGCGGUGGAGGAAGCGGAGGACACGGAGGAGCUGGAGGCGGCGGUGGCUUCGGAUCGAGCUUCAGCAGCAGCAGCAGCGGCUUCACCGGCACCGGCUCAGGCUUCAGCAGCAGCAACAGCGGGGCCUUCGGAAGCGGCGGCUCAGGCUUCAGCAGCGGAAACAGUGGCUUCACCAGCGGUGGACUCGGGUCCGGUGGAGGUGGAGGAGGUGGAGGCAGUGGAGGCGUUUGCUGUGGAAAAUGGUAGACGAAAGACCUACGACGAGGUUGGACCGGUUGGCUGUUGCAUCAUGAUCUAGAAUCAAUAAAGAGUAUCAAUC